Molecule: messenger RNA, 6061 nt
Organism: Physeter macrocephalus (sperm whale)
Lineage: Eukaryota; Metazoa; Chordata; Mammalia; Artiodactyla; Physeteridae
Gene: WDR97
Product: WD repeat domain 97
Exons: 24
Coding region: 26-5197 (1723 amino acids)
Molecular function (GO): protein binding
Source: RefSeq, a predicted model, not a curated record
GGCUGUUGAGCCGGCGGCUCCUGAAAUGGAGCCAGAAGUGUUGGAUGCAAGCAAUUCCUUUACCGUAGAAGGCGACCACCUGAUUCCAGACCUGGACCUGGAUGAUGCCGACAUCUACGACGUCCCAGACCCGGGACUGCUGAACGAAGAGGAUGAGUCAUCGUUUAAGGAGCCGGCCCCACGGCUUUUUACCAGCAACUCUCGGUGGCAGAAUGUGACCCCGAGCUCCCGUGCCCGCCAGCUGUGGCUGCUCCUGCGUACAGGCCUCCAGACUUUUGUGGAAAAGGAAAAGAGAGCUGAGCUGCGCGUGGCGCGCUUGACGCACGGGCUAGAGCCGCUGCGCCGCCUGGAGGUGGCAGCCGGGCUGUGUUCGGUGGCACAGGACCCCGUGGGCAGACGCUUCGUGGUGCUGGACGGUGCGGGCCGCCUGCACCUGCGCAGAGAGGAUGGCUGGGCGCAAGAGAAGCUGCUGGCUCCGGUCGCGCUUACAGGGCUGGUGGCAGUGCUGGGCGAGCUGGGCACUGUGGGCCGCUUUGUGGGCUGGGGCCCGGCGGGGCUGGCCAUCCUAAGGUCCGACCUCAGCCUGCUGUGGCAGAGUAAGCCAGUGGAGCGCAGGGUGCCGGGCCGCGAGCCAGUCUGCUGCCUGCCGGUGCCCGACCCCGGGCUGCUGCUGGUGGCGGAGGCGGGCGGAAGCCUGGCGCUCUGGAAGUUCCGUGCAGGGGGUCGCUGCCUGGUUCCUCAUGGGUCCCCUCUGCGGCUGCCGCCAAGCCUCUCGGGUGCGCUUGGGCGUCUGGCUCUGGGGCCUCGGCAUCCCCCUCACGUCCCACGCUGCUGCGCAGCCUGCGGCUCAGCCGUGCUCACCUUUGAUCUGCACACCUGGGCUCUCACAGAUGUGCGUCGGGAUCUGCACAAAACCACCAUCUCCGACCUGGCGUACUGUAGAGAGGUGGGGGCCAUGGUGACAGCUUCCCGGGACAGCACGGUGAAGGUGUGGGAGGCUGACUGGCAGAUCCGGAUGGUGUUCGUGGGACACACAGGCCCGGUGACUGCGGUGGCCGUGCUCCCGAACACAGCCCUCGUGCUGUCGGCUUCGCACGACGGGACGCUGCGCACGUGGGACCUGCAGGCAGGGGCGCAGGUGGGUGAGGUGGCGCUGAGCCGCCGGGGCCUGAGCGUGCCGUCGGAGACCGUGAGCCAUCUGCUGGCUCCCGCCGGGCCCGGCUGGCCCUUGCUCUCCGUGCGCGCCCACAGUGUGGAGCUGUGGCGCGUGCGGGAGCUCUACUCGCCGUUGGCCCAGCUGUCGGCGCCGGUGCUCCACCUGCAGGUGGCGCCGGCGCUGCCCUCGCCCACGGCCCCGCUAGCGCAGCUGCCCACGCGCCUCGUGUGCGCCUGCGCCGACGGCUCGGUCUACCUGGUGUCGGUCUCCAGCGGACGCGCCGUGAGCGCGCUUCUGCUGGAGCCCGAGGACUGCGCGGCCGCCGUGGCCUACUGCCUGCCCCGCGAGGUGCUGUGGCUGCUGACGCGCGCCGGGCACCUGCUGUGCGCCAACGCAGCACGCUGCCCCAUGCGCGUGCUGCACCGCCUGUGCCCGCCACUGCCCCCGGCGCCGCGGCCCUGCUGCCUGCACCUCUACAGCCAUCUCACAGACCCCCGGAGCGCGUUCACCACCUGGGAGAUAGUGCGCCACGACAAGGGCGAGCUGUGCCGCAGCGACGUGUCUAGGGCCUGGAAGGACAAGAACCGGUACCUGCUCGUGGUGGGGCACACUGAUGGCACCCUAUCCGUACUCGAGUUGCGUUCCUCGAAGACGGUCUUCCGUACGGAGGCGCACGGCCCAGGCCCCGUCACCGCCAUUGCGUCCACCUGGAACAGCAUCGUGUCCUCCGGGGGAGACUUGACCGUGAAGGUGUGGCGCGUCUUCCCGUAUGCCGAGGAGAGUCUGAGCCUCCUGCGCACCUUCUCCUGCUGCCCCCCGGCGGUGGUGCUCUGCGCCCUCGGGAAUCGCAUCACCGUGGGCUUCGAGGACCUGAACAGCGCCACCUAUGGCUUGGUGCAGUUUGGCCUGGGCAACAGCCCACGCUCUGAUCACCGGCCCCAGGAUGACCCCACGGACCACAUCACCGGCCUGUGCUGCUGUCCCACGCUCAAGCUGUACGCCUGCUCCAGCCUGGACGGCACCAUCCGCAUCUGGACCGCGGAGAACCGCCUGCUGCGGCUCCUGCAGCUGAACGGUGCCCCUCAGGCCCUGAGCUUCUGCAGUAACAGUGGGGACCUGGUGCUGGCCCUGGGCUCCUGCCUCUGCCUGGUGGCCCACAGGCUCUACCUGCCCACAUCUUACCUGAUUAAGAAGCUGUGCCAGGAUGUCCCUGAUGUGGUGGAUGACCCUCCACUGCCGCUGACCAGCCAGGAGUCGCUGACCUCAGCCCAGCUGCAGAGGCUCGCCAACCUGCGUGGGGUGGCCAGCCUCAGCGCAGCCUCGUCUUUCAUCCAUCGCCAGACGGCCACGCCGCAGCAGCCAGUGUUAGAGAAGGACUUGGAAGCCCUCGUUGCCCGGGACCAAGACCUUCAGCAGUUGAAGCUGGGGCUGGUGGGCCCUGCAGCCCGGCCCCCACCCACCUGGCAGCAGUGCCAGGAGGCCUUUGAUAACUACCUCCGUCUGAUUUAUGGCCCUGGUCUGCUGGUGAGUGUGGGGCCUCCCCAGUCCCUCCCUUCACCCGGGGCCUCUGACACUGCCCGUCUGCCCUGCCCUCCCUGCCAGGGCAAGUAUUCCGGAGGAGAGUCCCAGCAGUGGCGCACCGUGACCCCCACAGUGGAGAGACAGACCUGGGACGUGUGCGCCCCGCCCAGCGAUGUCCCCGAUCUCGGGGGCGUUGAAGCCUCGCCACCACAGGACCUUGGGGCCCUGGGCCAGCGCUCUGCCCGCCCUCCCCGAGUCCCCUUGCCUCCCCCCCGCACCCCCCGGAGGCUGCACGGCAGAGCAUCCCAGCUGCUGGCCCGCUCCUCCCCGAGCCGCGAACUGGGCCUUAGUCUGCAUCUGCAGCUGCAGUUGGAGCGGCUCCACGGGGAGAAGCCCGUGGCCCCGGAUCCACUGUCCUCCCCCCUGCAGCGCAGGACCCCCCUGCUGCUGAAGAGGCGGCCCCAGGAGCGCCUCUCCAAGCUCAGGGCCUUCUUCCCUGCCGCUGUUCAGCCCUAUGAGUACUGGCGGCGGCCCAUCCUUUUCCCGGGCUGCGUGCCCAACUCGGUGGUGCUGCAGCAGAUGUGGCUGCCUGUGGAGGUCGGCGGCCUCGGAGCCCUAGGCCCGCUCAGGCGCCGCUGCGAGAGCAAGGGGCGGGGCGGGCCAGGCGGGAGCCAGGAAGACCUGUGGCUGCCGCGGGGCAGCAGGCGGCCGCGCGCCAAGCGGCAGGAGAAGCUGAUCCAGUCGUUGGGAGAGGAGGGGGAGGAGGAGGACGACGAGGAGGAGGGGCAGGAUCUGGACUGGGCCUCGGAUUCGCUGGGCCCCCACAGGCAGCUCUCUGACCAGCUGCUGGAGGCGGAGGAGCAGGAGGCUCAGAGCCCCGAGUGUCUCAUCCCGAAGCCCAUGGGCUCCCGCGAGGACACCGCCAGGGCCGAGACCUGUCUUCACUGCCCCCAGUUACACUAUGGGCACUCGCUCUGGGAAGAGCGCUACGGGCAUCUGCCUAGGUUUCUGCAUUUUUUCGUCGGCCAGAACUGGUUCAAAAAGCUCUUCCCCAUCUUCACUCUGCAGGCGUACCCCGAGGUGGGCACGGUGGAGGGCCUGGCCUCGCUGUUCACGGACCUGCUGGACGAAGCCUCUUGGGCAGACCGUGUGCACAUCCUGCACGCGCUGCUGAGGCUGCUGCCCGACGUCAGCAGAGACCUCUGUAGCCGGCUGCAGGGCAUCCUCGUGCGUUUGCUCAACCUGGACCAGCCCCCCAGCCUCCAGGACGGGACGCAGAAGCAGUUUGUGAUGCUGGCGCUGCAGCUGCUCCUGGCCUGCUCCCUGGAGUCCCGCGAGGUGGUGCUGGAGCUCCUGUGCUACUUCCUUUACUCGCCAGCCUCUUGCCGGCCGGAGCUCAGGAAGCUGCUGGAUGGACUCGGCCUUCAGGACCCGCAGGGCUUCCUGCUCAAGGAGAUGACGACCUGGGUCCAGGGCUCGGACCUCGCCUCCAAGGCCGCACUGCGCAAGCGCUGCUGCCAGAAGCUGGAGGAAAUGAUCUGGCAGCUGAAGGUCUGGGCGGGCGGGGGCGGGAGCCAGCGGGCUCUGCGCCUCUUCCAUCCUCCCCCAUCCCUCACCCCUUCCCCAUCUCCCGGGAUCUUCCUGCGCCUCCCCAGGAGGGAGUCUGGGGUGGGGUCUCAGGCUUGGAGCCAAGGGCAGCACCUCUCCGGCCUCCACUGGCCAACUCCCCAGCAGAUGGAAACUGUGCCGCCUGCGGUAGCCAAGUUGUCAGAGAUGCUGCCCGAGGUCUCAGAGACCUCAGCACUUCACCCUCCUUCGAAGGAGGCCCUGUCGCAGGUUCCCGUGGUCUCUGGGGCAACUGUUCAUAUCUCUGUGACGCCCUCACCGGUGGUCUCACCCGGAGAGCCGGACUUGGCCGCCCUGGAGCCGCAGGCCCAGCAGAGGCUCGCACAGACGCGCUUCGGGCAGACCCGACGACGUGCGCUGUCCGAGAUACUGAGGCACUUCUGCCCCUGGCCUGAGGCCCACUUGCGAUCCUCCGCACCAGCUGCGGAGGAUGAGCCACUGUCUCUGGAGCAGACGGACUGGUCACAGUCAGAAAUGCUGGACCUGGGGCCCAUCGACGCGCUCAACUUCUUCUGCGAGCAGCGUCGGGCUCGGCAGCAGGGCCCCCUGCAGGAGGAGCCCAAGAGCCCGCCGCCUCGCCCGCCCCCACGGAGGCCCAGCAUGGUGGUGCCACAGCCCCGGGAACCCCGGCACCACUCCAUCCUCCGGCUUCAGGAGGCCAAGGUCCAGAGGUCUCCAAUGAAACUGAGGGGCCGAAUGCUGUCCCGGCUCUGGGCGGGCCGCACCCUGGAUGGCGCCAUCCGGACGCUGAAGCUGCCACUGCCCCGGGUGGAACUGCAGCCUUUCCCCCCAGACUGGCCCAGGCCUGCCCAUCCGCUGCCCCCGCAGCUCCUGCAGCCUGCCCUGCAACGCUACUUUCUGCCAGAUGACACGGACCCUGACAGCUACAGCUGAGCUGGCUGGUGACCCUGACCCGACCCCGCCUCCCCCUCUUCCCUCCAGCAUGGAGUCAGGACAUGGCUCUCCAGCCGGCUGUUCACCCCAGCCAAGGCCCAGGGCCGGAAUAAAGUCCAGAGGCCACGGCCAGCACACUGGAUGCCACCUUCACCUUUGGGGGCCACUGAUGUGGGCAGGGGGGUCUGGCCGGUGUGUCACGAACCUGCUGGUGGCCAGCUGCACGUGUGAAACCAGGAGUCCGUCGGAGGUUUGCUACCUUUAGGCUGGAAAGGAGAAAAAUUAAUGAAGAGACCGCGUGUGCUUUAUCCAAGAAGCAGUGAAGGAGCAGUGUUCUCUGGACCUUUCAACUUAAAAGUCACCAGGAGAUUGACCUUGUCUGUGAAGCACAGGGUCUCGGGGCCUCGGCCUUCUUCUGAACUGCCAUGACCUCAAAGGGCACUGACCCAACCACACGUGGAGCCCACGUGCGCACUGGCUAUUAGGAAGGCUUUUGUGAAGGGCCUGUUCUAGCUUUCUAUAUCCCGCUGCUGGGUUGCCUGAGCAGCGAUUUCUUUCCUGUAUUUUCAGCCUCUGACUUUAGACAUUUGUGCUCAAUGGCUCUGUGGUUAAACUUGGUCUCCCACACCUUUCCCACAGCCCCUAACCUGUGCCGGGGCUCUUGUUACAGGGCUGCCGAGUGGGCAGCUCUUUCCUAGGCCAAGGAGGGCCAGAAGUGCCAGGUCCAGAUAACUGAAAGACUUGACUUUCUUAUAAAAGGAACUGCACCUGCUAAAACAAGGACUGGGAGGUCCGUAGUAGUCUGCAUCUACUGGUGUUUCUAUGUUUCGAAUUACAGAAGCAAUAAAUGCUUUAAAAAAUACA